Molecule: messenger RNA, 240 nt
Organism: Iphiclides podalirius (scarce swallowtail)
Lineage: Eukaryota; Metazoa; Arthropoda; Insecta; Lepidoptera; Papilionidae
Source: the annotation of a GenBank genome assembly
AUGCAGCGUGCGAACUCCGGCGCUUCCGAAGGCUCGUUCUGGACGACGAUCGAGCUUUUGGCGGAUCGCGGCCGGAGGAGAUCUACCGGCGACUACGAUGACGGUGCAACGGCGUUAGAACUACCGCCGAGGACCGCAUCCGCCUCAAGGUCAUUCCUCUCGCAACGCCGCACCCGCACAGCUUGCUUGAAACCCCCUCACGCAUCGCCCGAACGCUUUGUAAUGAACCGUGUCCACCUA